Messenger RNA from Notechis scutatus (mainland tiger snake), 3782 nucleotides. The record is from RefSeq and is a predicted model, not a curated record. NCBI's taxonomy places the organism in Eukaryota, Metazoa, Chordata, Lepidosauria, Squamata, Elapidae.
UCAAAAUUUCUUUUGCAUUAAAACUGGGGCCUUCCAGAGGACUGUACAAGGGCAAGUCCCAUAUUUCCUAACUCAUAGUUUCCCUCACCAAUGACUAUACUAGCGGUGGUUUCUGUAAAUAUGAAAUGAGUAUAUCUGAAGAACUUUAUUUCAUCAACUGCAGUUUAAAGUGUUCUGAGUUAUCAAAAUAAAUCCAGUUAUACUUUCCAAGUGGAGUGGAAAAGUAGUAAAUAUGUAAGAGUUUGUGUAGGGUGCUGACUAAACACACAAAGUAAUAACUUCACUGAAUAAGACUGCAAUUGAACAGCAAAUCUGCAAAAACUGUCAAAAGACAGUUGAAAGGCCCUGACUAGAACUCUAUUUUCUGGUCAAAAUCAAGAAAUCAAGUUUCAACAAAAAGAUUUCUGAUUUGUUUUUUAAUUUAAAUAUUCCUAAAAAAAAUCUGAAAGCGAUUGUUUUAGAACAGGCUUACAAAUAAACCAAGCUAUUUUUUUUUAAAGAUUAGCCCAAUUAUAAUCUUAAUUUCUUAGCAAGAAGCCUAAAGAGUUUAUAUUAUACACCAUUUUCCCAUGAAGGGACUUGUCUGCAUAGCAUAUACACACAGCUACUGGUACACAGCUAUUGCUGCAACCCGUCCUCAUUAGUGUUAUUUAGGCACAACGAUGGUUGGAGAAUCCUAGAAAAUGCUGUAAAUUGCUAGUGAUAAAUGGCUUGCUUUUAAGAAGGAACUUAAAUGUUCUUACAUCCAGGCAACAUUAUUGUAAUGAGCUAUGCUGUGGAGCCUUUAAAGUUCAAAAAGUUUCUCUGGUAUAAAAUGCACCCACUUGGUUGCCUGAGGAAGAUGCAGACCAAUAUUUAUUUACUCACCGUAUCUGUUAAGAAUGUUUGACACCUGUUCUGUGUCAAUAAGAACAUAAGAUUUUGUGUCAUUGUUGAUUGCCAAUUCACUUUCAUCCCUAACUGAUACAUUUAACCCAUCUUUCCCAAACCUGAAGCUCCUUUGGAGGUAUAUACAGGUGGGUCCUUGAUAUGCUAGCCUAUGUUUAAUGAUGGUCUGGAAUUUGAUAGCCACAGAAUGGGUGCUUGAUGGCCUGUAAAGAACUUCCAGUUGUCGGGAAAUGUUGAACUACCACCUCCAUGUUAUAUGAUAAUAAUCUAGGUACUGGGCAACCUGUCUGCACUUAUGAUUGGUUGCCAAGGUCCCUGCAACCAUGUGAUUGCCUUUUGUAAACCUUGCCGGCUUUUCCAGAUAGUCAGUGGAGAAGCUGUCAGGGAAAGUUGCAAACUGCUCCCACUGCCACAGAGCUAUGGUUCCCUCCUGGAGGACUGUGUUGGGAGGGAAUCUCAGCUUUUGCAUUACCCCUCCCCCAGGCAGUUCUUUGAGAUCAAACAGACUGCCUACCAAAGGGAGGGGAAUGCCUCUGGCCGGCUGCAGAAAUGGAGGUUGGACCAUGAAGAUCUGAGAAAAGCUAAGUCGCCAACCCAGGGCAAUGAAGAGAAUCAGAGAACUCUUGGCCUACCGCCGGUUCUUCCUCAUUGUUUUUACUCCCCUUCUGCUGCUUCCGUUGCCUCUCAUCAUCAAAACCAAAGAAGCAGAAUGUGCAUACACAUUGUUUGUGGUUGGCGUCUUCUGGCUCACAGAAGCUUUGCCUCUGGCUGUUUCUGCAUUAAUUCCUGCUUUAAUGUUUCCACUGUUUGGAAUAUUGUCUUCAAAAAAGGUGGCAUCUGCUUAUUUUAAAGAUUUUCAUCUGCUCUUGACUGGCAUAAUUUGCCUGGCAACAUCAAUUGAAAAAUGGAAUUUGCACAAGAGAAUUGCCCUGAAAAUGGUGAUGCUGGUGGGUGUUAACCCUGCAUGGCUCACCCUUGGUUUUAUGAUCAGCUGUGCAUUUCUAUCGAUGUGGCUUAGCAACACUUCUACCGCUGCUAUGGUAAUGCCAAUUGUAGAGGCGGUGGCUCAGCAAAUCACUAGUGCAGAAGCUGAAGUAGAUGCAAUGGAUAUGACAUAUGCAAAUGGAACCACUAAUCCUGCCCUGGAACUUGAAGAAAACAUUAGUGAGUGUGAAGCAGAUGAUUGGAAAUCCACUAAAAUUGAAGGAUACAGCAAUGGCACUGCUCAAGCUGUGUGUGACAUUGAAAAUGAAAAGAAUUCAGAACUGAGCCAGUCUGAAAGACGAUACCGGAACAAAAAAGACCACAUGAUAUGUAAAAUAAUGUGCUUGUGUGUUGCCUAUUCAUCCACUAUUGGAGGACUGACUACCAUCACUGGGACAUCAACCAACUUAAUAUUUGCAGAACAAUUCAAUACACGAUAUCCUGGUUGCCAAUGCAUUAAUUUUGGAUCCUGGUUUAUUCUUUGCAUACCAGUCACUGUUAUUAUUUUAAUACUCUCCUGGGUUUGGCUUCUGUGGCUUUUUUUGGGUUUCAACUUGAAAGAAAUGUUCCAGUGCGGCAAGGCAAAGUCACCUAGAGAACAAGCUUCAGCACAAGUAAUCAAAGAAGAAUACAAGAAACUUGGAUCAAUAAGCUACCCUGAAGUUGUCACCCUUGUCUUGUUCUUUCUGAUGGCCCUGUUAUGGUUUACUAGAGACCCUGGAUUCAUCCCUGGCUGGUCUUCUUUAUUUCCAAAAUAUCCAGGCUUUGCUACAGAUUCAACAGUGGCUUUACUAAUUGGGCUCCUCUUCUUCAUUAUUCCUGCAAAAAGAUUAUCUAGAACUUCAAAUGGAGAAAACAUUGUUUUUGAUUACAGUCCACUGAUAUCUUGGAAGGAAUUUCAAGAAUGCAUGCCCUGGGAAAUUGCCAUCCUUGUUGGUGGUGGGUUUGCGCUGGCUGAUGGCUGUGAGGACUCAAAACUCUCAGCCUGGAUUGGAAGCAAAUUAACCCCAUUAGGAUCACAACCCAUAUGGCUAAUAAUUCUCAUUUCAUCUUUGAUCGUGACCACAAUAACUGAAGUAGCUAGCAAUCCUGCUACAAUCACUAUAUUUUUGCCUAUCUUAGCUCCCUUGGCUGAAGCCAUCCAUGUUAACCCACUUUAUAUAUUGAUACCAACAACCCUCUGUACAUCAUUUGCAUUUUUGCUACCAGUAGCAAACCCACCCAAUGCCAUUGUAUUUUCUUAUGGUCACCUGAAAGUUAUUGAUAUGGUAAAAGCUGGACUUGGUAUAAACAUCAUUGGAGUUGCUGUUGUGAUGCUCACCAUUAUGACAUGGGCACAGCCAAUGUUCAACCUCUCUACAUAUCCAGCUUGGGCACCUGCUCCUUCUGCUACUAAUAUCAGUGUACAUUAAAGGAAGAAGAGCAUGUUGCUUUCCUUCUUUCUCCCAGUGAUGGUGCUAGUUGAUAGAUUUGUAUGGCACAAUACAGUUAUGAUCUAGGAUAAGUUGGGCUUCAUAGUUCCUUGUCCUAAGUACUGGUACAGUUAGCUGGAAAGCCAUAAAGCAAGAAUGUUACAACCUGAAUAAUGCACAGAAAGUAAGUCUGUACAAAUGAUCAGUCAAUUCUUCCUGUUAAGACUGUAUCACCAGAGCUAGAAAAUGGCAUUUGUACAUUAUGCACAUUCAUUAUGAAUGAUAAUUUGUCCUUGUUUUGGGAUCACAAAAUAAAAUAGUAUGGUUGUUAGAAGAAUGAUAGAAGAACUAUACAUGGGCAGACAGAUAGACAGACUAGUGGAUGAGAAACAAAUUUAAUUUAUUAGUCCGUAAGUCUCUUUGUCUCAUCUUCUUCCAAGAUGCUGACACUUUAUGUAUUCAUAGGAUACAUUUCAUACUAUCAACUAACACUCCCCC